AUGUCUGUCGUGAAGUCAAUUGAAAUAGUGCUGCCCAAGGAUGUGGUCUACCUGGCUGGCUCCAGCAUAAAAGGGCAGGUGAUUCUAACCCUGAACAGCACCCUGGUGGACCCCAUAGUGAAAGUGGAGCUCGUGGGAAGGGGUUACGUCGAGUGGAACGAAGAGAUCGGGGCAUCCCGUGAUUACAGCAGAGACGUGAUUUGCAACAACAAGGCAGACUACGUGCACAAGACAAAGACAUUCCCAGUGCAGGGUAAGGACAAGGUCCCUCUCUGUGUGGAGGUCGAGAAGAAAGUCUCCUACAAUUGCUGCAGCAGGGGUACCAUCCGCUUGCAAAUCCAGAUGGAGAAGAACGUCUUCACGCCGGGAGAGAGAGUCGUGUUCACGACGGAGAUCACCAACCAGACCAGCAAGCGCAUCAAGACGGUCGUCUUCGCCCUGUACGCCCGCGUGCGGUACGAGGGCUUCACACCCAGCGCGGAGUGGCGCUCGCGGACGGACAGCAGCGAGCUCCUCAGGCAGGAGGCGAACACCCAGAUCACCCCCUUCGGCACUACCAAGGUCGUCAGCACCUUCACCCUGCCGCCGGUGCUGUCCGUGAACGACAGCGUGCAGGACGGUGAGAUCAUGCACACGCGCAUGCGGGACGGCGAGAUCAUGCACACGCGCUACGAGCUGGUCGUCACCAUGCACCUGCCCUGGUCCCUCAGCAGCAUCAAGGCUAAUGUCCCCAUCGUCAUCACCAGCGCCUCGGUGGAGUCGGCCCAGUCGCCCGGCGCUAGCAGGGAGUCUGAGUCCAGGAGCCAGGAUCCCCAAAGUUAAGUGUCCAAACUUCUAAAUAUUAAAAGCUUUAUCAGACUCUACCAGAAGCCCUUUGUGUUGCACAGGUGACGAUCGGAUGAUGAGUCUUGGCGCGGGCGGCACGUUGCCUGCCAUGUCCCCAAGCCCUGCUGCAGCUUAGGCAGCCAAGUCUCCCGUCCCAAGAAACACCAUCGAAGACUUCUCAGGAUCCAGCCCUGGUCAGCACAGAGGCAAGGCGGACAAGCCCUGCAUUCGUUAUUUGCAAAAAUUAAAUAAAAUUGAGCCAGAC
Molecule: messenger RNA, 1090 nt
Organism: Propithecus coquereli (Coquerel's sifaka)
Lineage: Eukaryota; Metazoa; Chordata; Mammalia; Primates; Indriidae
Gene: ARRDC5
Product: arrestin domain containing 5
Exons: 2
Coding region: 1-822 (273 amino acids)
Biological process (GO): protein transport
Cellular component (GO): cytoplasm
Source: RefSeq, a predicted model, not a curated record